CCCUGAUGACGCGUCCAAGAUGGCCGACAGGCCCCUGAGCUGUAACUUCCGCUGCCCGACUGUUCGUGACGAUGGAGACCUGAUGGAUGAAAGGAGACUGACUGGGGGCGCCCUCCAUCCAUCACAUGGGGUCAUGCUGCUGUGCGGGGAUGACGUGUUUAUGUGCUUAAAAGAUCUAAACUGAAUCAUGCAACACAUGAACAGUGAACUCUAGCCUGAACCUGAAGAAAGGCUCUUUACUUGAAAAUGUUGGAGGAGCAGCUGGAAAACAACAAGGUUCAAGACAAGCGGACGGAGGACGAAAUGAACAAAGUCCGAUGCCAACGGGACAGAAUGUUGAUGGACCAGUUCAUCAGAAUCCAGAUGUAACUUAAUAACACCACGAAUGCAAUGUGAUGAUGUCAAACUUACAUCAGUCUUCUGGGCGUGAAGAGAAGCAGCAGCAUAAAGGACGGAGACGGAGACACAGCAGGCACAUCUUCCUGAGAGACGUCACUGACCUCCAUCCUCAGAGCUCCAUCUCCCUGCUGCUCCACCCGACCUCCACAAGAGUCUCUCCACCUGCUGCUGCCUCUUCUCCACCAUGAAGACAGGUGCUCUGCUCCUCCUGCUGGCAGUUGCUGCCAGCCAGGUGGACGUCUCCAUGUCCCAAAAAGAAACAUUUAAUAUCUCUGGUGGAGUGGUGGACAUCAGCUCGUGUCCCAUCACCUUCUAUGGACGCUCGUUCUCAUGGAUGGACGUGAGGUUCAAUGAUUCUUUGGUGGUUUGUUUCAUGGACGACCCCAACGAUCCACCUCAAGACUGUGUGACGCUGAAUCAAACGUUCGGAUCAAACAAGGUUAAAGUGAGGACGGAAGAUGCCAUUAAUUCGAAUAGUAAUGUAAAGGUAUCGAAUCUACCCAACAUACAAGGAACAUCAAAAUGCUUUUUGGUUCUUGAAUUCCAAAAAGAUUCCAUGUAUUCCAUGGAUUCCAUCGAUUACCUCGAUGGAGUCGAUUUCAUCAAUUACUACUUAUUUCCCAAUGAGUUGAUUGUUUACUUCUAUAACUUUGGACCGCAAACAGCUUUGAUCCUUCUGCCAUUUUCUCCAACUGACUCUGACUCAUUGCUGACUGCGAAGGUCGGGAACCUGACUGUGGAUUCAUGGACCCUUAAGACCCAACAACUGAUUCAAUAUUUUGCCUUUGAUGUGAGCUCCUGCAGAGACUCGGGUGUCCCUAUACGAUACGGUGAGAGUUCAUCAGACCCAGAGAACUGUUCCAGUAGAACCUGCAAUACGUCUGCAGUCCUCAGUACCAUCAGUUCAUGUGAACCUGGAGAGGUUUGCCUCGGAAACAACACGUGUCGACCCCCCCCCCCCUCUGUGUGCACCGUGACUGGCUCCACCCUCAUCGACUUCCACGGCGAGGUCCACUCGCUGGAGGAUCGCUGUGAAUACGCUCUGAUGAAGCCUGGAGGAGGACCUGGUGUGGUUCUCAUCGGGGGGUUCCGUGAGCGACGCCGUACAGAUGUGUCCUUCUUGGACUACUUGACAAUAAGUCAGACAGCUGGAGACAUUCAUCUGGAACAAGGUGGAAGAGUGCGGGUUGGUGACCAGAUCCUGGAUCUCAACACUACGACUCAGCGGUUCUACGGCGUGGAGCUCUCCAAGGACCAGACUGGAGUGACGGCCAAGCUGUCUGCCCCCAACAUGACGGUUGUGUUUGAUGGCAACACGGCACACGUGUCAGGACCAAUGGUUUCCUUAGAGGGUUUGUGUGGUAACCCCACUAAUAAAAGCUGGACCACCACCUUGAGUGCUGAUCGGAUCCCAUCGGCUGGCUGUGACACUCUGCACACCGACACCGUCGACAGUUCCAUCACCUGCAGCCGCUCAGCUGACCGCUGUGAGCUCCUGAAUCAGCCCCCCUUCGAUGCUUGUCACCAACACAUCGACACGGACGCCUACGUGGCCGCCUGCAACAACACUUUGUGCGUCUACCCGGCGGUGGAUGGUCUCCACUGCCAGUUUCUGGAGGCCUACGCCGAGUCCUGCAGCCUGAAGGACGUCCCACUGGGGGACUGGAGGACAACGGUCCAAUGCCCUGCUGUCCCUCAGGUCUCCUGUCUGGACCAGUACUGCAGUGAGCACGAGUUCUGUGGAGAUCGCCUCGGUGAAGCCAGCUGCUUCUGUCGGGCCUUGUUUGCCUCCAAGUUCAACCCGACCAACGCUUUAGGCGAGCCGACAGUCUGCACGCAGAACUCUGCCACUGUGACUCUGGCUGAAUGUCUGCUGCAGGACCGACUCAUCAACUCCUCCGUCCUCCACCUCAAUGACCCCAACUGCAAAGGUCACUUGGACCCACAAACCCACAUGGUGGAGUUCAGCUUCGACACCAGCAACACCUGUGGGGGUGAGGUUUCGAUGAACAACAGCCAAAUCCUCUACAAGAACACCAUCAUGACGAGGAACGGCUCUCAGAACGGCGUCAUCACCCGAAAAGACCAAGUACAGAUCGACUUCUCCUGCUUCUACACAAAGCCAGACGUCCAGAGCCUGUCCUUCAUCAUCAAAGACAGCUCUGUGGUACUGCAGGUCGUAUCCGGACCUUGGAACUACACCCUGACGAUGGCCGCCUACACCGACGGAGGACUCCAGAACCUCGUGGAGUCGAGCACCGAGCUCCAGCUGAACCAGAAGGUGUGGCUGCAGCUGAAGGCGGACGGGCUGGACGGCGACGCUGUUGCCAUGGUGACCGACUCCUGCUGGGCCACCACCCAGCCGUCCACCGACAGCAGCCCGCGAUACGACCUCGUCAUCGCCGGAUGCCCCAACAAAGCCGACCAGACGGUGACGGUGGAGGGAAACGGACUGGAAACCUCCAACGUCUUCUCCUUCAACGUGUUCCAGUUCUCUGGAGAAACAUCUGCCAUCUACCUGCACUGCAAAGUGGAGCUGUGCCCCAAAGAGGGAACAACCUGUGCUCCGACCUGCCCUGCAAGCAGUAAAAGGAGGCGCAGGUCUUCCAGGUCCAACACUGCAGCCCUCAUCACUAUGGCCUGGAGUAAUUAAAGACCGCUCCCUUCUGACCUUUGACCUGCUGAUUCCUGACAGAAGCUCCAUCAACCAGCCUCAAACCUCACGGCUCUUCAACAGAUGUUUGAAGAUAUUGCUGCCUUGGUCACCUGGGACGAUGCUUUCAUUCAUUCUUUAUAUAUCCAAUGAUUCUUGCUAAUUAUUACGAGAUUUAGAAAUGAAACAUAAUCUCUGGUGAAAUAAAUGAUAGAAAAAUAGAAUGAAAAACCAAUCAAAGAGGGUUUUAAGGGUCUGGUGCUUUAAAUACAUAUUAAUUCACUUCUUUAAACAGCCUGAAUGAACCUGGUGGAAGCAGCAACAGAAUCUGCUGACAUGGAAGUUACUCUGAGUGAAGGUUGUCAGUGCAAACUGUGACUGUUAUUACACAAGGACGUGCUGUUGUUUAUUAUGUUAUUACUAAGAGCAAAGAAAACACCAAAAAUAUAAUAAAGGGAGUGGGAAAAACAA
Messenger RNA from Pungitius pungitius (ninespine stickleback), 3523 nucleotides. RefSeq names its product alpha-tectorin-like. The record is from RefSeq and is a predicted model, not a curated record. The transcript has 22 exons. NCBI's taxonomy places the organism in Eukaryota, Metazoa, Chordata, Actinopteri, Perciformes, Gasterosteidae. Bases 584 to 3052 code for a protein of 822 amino acids.